AUGACGAAUGCCCUGACGGCCGUGACGCAAGGGCAAGCAAAUGUCGCAAUGCCAAACUCGGCAACCACCAUUCACUACAUCCGCCAAGACUUUAUCCGGCUCAAAAACCUGCCUUCGAACACGGUCGUACCGGUCGUCGUCACUCUUGAUGAAGUGAGCAUGCUGCUUGGACAAACAGUCAACGAGAAAUUCGACCGCGAGUUUAGCACGUUGCCGCAAUGGCGCCAAGAACGUCGGUUCAUCAAAUGGGCUAUCGCGCCACUGCGAGAAUUGUCGAAUUCAGGCGGGAAGGUUACUUUAUUUAUGAGUGGGACGCGUCCUUUUGCGCUGAGCGACGCUGUCCAGGUGGACAUGUCCGACAAGGUCACCGGGAGCAGGUUUUUCGCUUGGUUGAUCGAGAUGCCACGUCUCUCUGGCGCUGCCUCGGCUCAGCUGGCGACCCGCCGUAACAACAACGCAGCUUGGCAUCGAGAUGUUUGGAAAACGCUGUUGCUCCAGCGAGCACUGGGCAUUCCUCGCCAAAUUAACAACAUUUUCACGACCGACAACCGUUCCAUGCCGAUCACGAUUGAUCCCAAGUCUUUGAUUGCUUUUGUUCGAGCCAUUGCUUUCAAGUCGACUCUCGACGAUUGGGCAGAUGCUCGGAUUGACAGGUUGGUGGAUCUUGGACUCUGCUUUUGGACCUCACUCUCUCAGCAUUCCUUCUCUCAGCAACUGAUGCUAAACCUGCACUUUCUCGACCUUGUCAAACUCGAUGAUGACCAGUGCGCGUAUGGCCACAUCGCCAGCAAACUGCUCACUGAACUGCAAACAAUCGGGAAGAUGAGUCAGCCGGAGACUGUUAAUGACAAUGCGGUCUCUCUUCCCUCGCACAACUGGGAGCAAAUUGUGCCGCGCUUGCUCAACCUGCGCCUGCUUGUGGAGCUGUGCGAUGCGUGCGCCAAAACCAAGGGCGCACCACAGGCUGCCGAUCUGACACUACCUCUUCCCACACUGUUUGAAGGCGCCGUCUUGAGCGACGACUUGCAGUCAGUCAUGGUCGUUUUGCGACAGUUUGAGCGAGCGGUCGAUUCGAUUCCAGAUGGGUUUUCCUUGACCCGCGUCAACGAGGAGUUCAGCGAUUUGAAUGCCAGCUUUGUGUCGGUCAAUGGUUUGGACGUAAGAGGUCGAAACGGUCUUGUUGACUCCAAACUACAUGUAUGCGCUGCCACUCACAUGCAUGACAACAGUUGA
Molecule: messenger RNA, 1233 nt
Organism: Capsaspora owczarzaki ATCC 30864
Lineage: Eukaryota; Filasterea; Ministeriida; Capsasporidae
Exons: 3
Coding region: 1-1233 (410 amino acids)
Source: RefSeq, a predicted model, not a curated record